Molecule: messenger RNA, 4327 nt
Organism: Eublepharis macularius
Lineage: Eukaryota; Metazoa; Chordata; Lepidosauria; Squamata; Eublepharidae
Gene: TRIM37
Product: tripartite motif containing 37
Exons: 24
Coding region: 268-3219 (983 amino acids)
Biological process (GO): negative regulation of centriole replication; protein autoubiquitination
Cellular component (GO): aggresome; peroxisome
Molecular function (GO): ubiquitin protein ligase activity; zinc ion binding; ubiquitin protein ligase binding
Source: RefSeq, a predicted model, not a curated record
UCCCCCUUACCCCCGUAGCCGUGAGGAGGCGAGGUCGUGAAUAGCCCCUCGCGUUCAUUUGGUUUCACCGUACAUAUUUUACCUCAGGAGGAAAAAAAAAGCGUCGCCGGUGCCUGCCUGACAGUUGGGCUAUUGCGGAGGGGGUGCACUUUAAUUCUGCCGCUCUUUGAAAAAUCCCCCCCCCCAUAGCCGUUUCCUCCUCAGAGGUUCUUUGGUGGGGCGGAGGGGGCGCUGAAAGGCCUCCCCGCACACGGAGGCGUUGGAGACAUGGACGAGCAGAGUGUUGAGAGUAUUGCUGAAGUGUUCCGAUGUUUCAUUUGUAUGGAGAAAUUACGGGAUGCCCGCCUGUGUCCACAUUGUUCAAAGCUGUGUUGUUUCAGUUGCAUUCGGCGUUGGCUGACAGAACAAAGAGCCCAAUGCCCUCACUGUCGGGCUCCACUCCAGCUGCGGGAGCUUGUCAACUGUCGCUGGGCUGAGGAAGUUACCCAGCAGCUUGACACGCUUCAGCUAUGCAAUCUCAACAAGCAGGAAGAAAAUGAAAAGGACAAAUGUGAAAAUCAUCACGAGAAACUGAGUGUGUUUUGUUGGACAUGUAAGAAAUGCAUUUGCCACCAAUGCGCUCUCUGGGGAGGAAUGCAUGGGGGGCAUACAUUUAAGCCAUUAGCUGAAAUUUAUGAACAACAUGUCACAAAAGUGAAUGAAGAAGUGGCUAAGCUUCGCCGGAGACUCAUGGAGCUAAUCAGUUUGGAGCAAGAAGUGGAAAGGAAUGUAGAAGCUGUACGUAGUGCAAAAGAUGAGCGUGUUCGGGAAAUCAGAAAUGCAGUGGAGAUGAUGAUUGCGAGAUUAGACACUCAACUGAAGAACAAACUUAUAACACUAAUGGGGCAGAAGACUUCACUCACCCAAGAAACAGAACUUCUAGAGUCCCUACUGCAAGAAGUAGAACACCAGCUGCGCUCCUGCAGUAAAAGUGAACUGAUACUGAAAAGUUCCGAGAUCUUGAUGAUGUUCCAACAAGUUCACAGGAAGCCCAUGGCCUCUUUCGUCACUACUCCCGUCCCUCCUGACUUUACAAGUGAGUUAGUACCAGCUUAUGAUUCAACUACCUUUGUCUUGGAGAACUUCAGCACUUUGCGCCAGCGAGCUGAUCCUGUCUACAGUCCACCCCUUCAAGUUUCUGGGCUAUGCUGGAGGCUAAAGGUUUAUCCAGAUGGAAAUGGAGUUGUUCGAGGCUAUUAUUUGUCUGUAUUUCUUGAGCUGUCUGCUGGAUUGCCAGAAACAUCCAAGUAUGAGUACCGUGUAGAAAUGGUCCAUCAAUCUACAAAUGAUCCUGCUAAAAAUAUCAUUCGAGAAUUUGCAUCCGACUUUGAAGUUGGGGAGUGCUGGGGUUACAACAGGUUCUUUCGGUUGGACUUGCUUGCCAAUGAAGGCUACCUGAACAGGCAGAAUGACACGGUCAUACUAAGGUUCCAGGUGCGUUCACCUACCUUCUUCCAGAAAUGUCGGGACCAACACUGGUACAUUUCUCAGCUUGAAGCCGCUCAGGCAAGCAAUGUCCAACAAAUAAAUAAUCUCAAAGAGAGGCUUGCAAUUGAGCUGUCCCGUACCCAGAAAGCCCACAGCAUGUCUCCUCCAGACGUUCAUCUCAGCCCACAGAGUGAUGAUGGCCCAGAAGCGAGACCCAAAAAGUCGGGACCAAACUUAGAAGUACGUCUUGAGGCUGUGGCUGCGACGGCAUGUCCCCGAGAUGCCAAAGAUGAGGAAGAGGAGAAAGUACAUUAUGAAGACUACAAUCAUGAGCUGUCAGAUGGAGACCUGGAUGUUGAUGUUGCUGGGGAGGAUGAGAUGAACCACCUAGAUGGCAGCAGUUCAUCCGCCAGUUCAACGGCGACCAGCAACACAGAAGAGAAUGAUAUAGACGAAGAGACCAUGUCUGGAGAGAAUGAUGUGGAAUACAGCAACCACAUGGAGUUGGAGGAAGGAAACCUCAUGGAGGAAGCAACUUGUGCUGUGGCUGGCACAUCAGGUGGGAGCCAUGGCUAUUCGACCACAAGCAGCCGCAUGUCAAGGCGAGGUGGAAGCGUGCUGGGUUCUUCUUCUAAUACUAGUUUACUUGACAUAGACCCCUUAACUUUAAUACACUUGUUGGACCUGAAAGACAGAAACGGAAUGGAAAACUUAUGGGGUCUACAGCCACGACCUCCAGCUUCAUUUCUACAGAACAGAGCGGCUUAUUCUCUGAAAGAGAGAGACCAACGGAGGCACCAGGCCAUGUGGCGUGUCUCCCCAGACCUGAAGAUGCUGAAAAGGUUGAAAAGUCAGAUGGCCGAGGUCCGCAGUAAAAUGUCAGAUGUGAAAAACCAGUUGUCGGAGGUCCGGAGUAGCAACACUGCGUCUUCUGAUGGGCAGACCACCUACUUUUCUGGUGACCAGGGAUCCAUAGCCUCAUGCGGGACUGAGAGCUACAGCAAGCUGCAAGAGCUUGCCAGGGAGGUGCUGAUGAAAUCAUUGCUCUCAGGCUACUGCAUACAGAACUCUACACACAAGAAAAGCCAUUCAUCAAAAGCUGGGCGAACUGGGGCAGCAGGCAGCUUGUCUCUGCGAAGAGCAGUGGACUCUGGGGAUGGGAACCUCCGCUCCAAGGUUGACUGCCAGAGUUCCUCUGAAGGUUGCCUGGGAAACAGGAAGCCCAGCAGUAGGCAUGGCUCCCCCAGGUGCCCGACUAGUGCCUCAGAAGCCUUGUCCAAGCCUGAAGAGAGGCAUUGUGAAGCCGCUGAUUCCGAUGCAGGUGCUUCUGGUUUAAACAGCAGAGCACCCGUGGAGAAGGCAAGGACAAUCGUAACGUUGGGGCCCAGUUCAAACAGAUGCCACCUGGAAGGAACUGAGUCGGCUGACUUGGAAAACAACACUGAAGCUGGAGAGCUGCAGGCUGGGCUUUCUGAAGGAGCCUUGGCAGGCCCAGAAGAAGCUGGGCUUUGCCCGAAGCAUGUCGUUCACCUCCUGUCAGGCAUGAGCAGUGACAGUGACAUUGAAUGUGACACGGAGAAUGAAGAGCAGGAGGACGUGGAGGCUGCCAGUGCCGCCUCAGAUGUCUUCAAUCAGGCUUUCCAGGAUGCGACUUCCAGAGAAGCCUUAGAGAUGUGCUCUGUUUUUCCUGAGGGUGAUGAAGGAGGCUCUGAUGACCUCCCAUUUGUCACUGGAAAGGACUGCACAAGGUAAUUGGCCCCGUAACUGCCAGUAAGCCACAUUAAGAACAGUAACGGAAGGCUCCUCAUGAAAGGACACUGCAGCAUCUCUCAGCACACCCACUCACGGACCAAGCCCUACGUUCAGGAAAACUGCCUUUCAGAUACCAGCCUCUAUCUGAUGAACAGUAGCAAGAGAUUGGCAGAUCUUUCCUGCUCCUUCCUUCUCUUUCCAAAACCAUUUUGCCAAAGGCAGAUGAGGUUGUGUUUUAUCACUGCAUUACAAAUCAGUCCCCAAAUAACAAAUGUUUGUAAAUGAUGUCAGGUCCCAUUUGGCCAGACCCCAAACUUUUGUGUUCUCUCUUUUCAUCCAUCCUUCUGGGCUGGGAUUCUUACUAGAGCUUCCUGGGUGCAAAGCAUACAGACACAUCCUUGCAAUUCUACACUGUGGCUUUGUGCUAACAUGGACUGAUGAUAGAGAGCUCCCUGUGAUCUUCCCCUCUGCCAGGCAGAGCAUCUUCUGGCACACACCAGCCAGUCUGACUUGGAGGUGGCACAACCAGCCUUGCUUGCUUCACCUAUUUCCAGAUACAUCUCGUGCCCCCAUUCCCCGUUUUCUCUCCCUUUGUGCUGAGAAUCUUCCUGCGCUGCUUUUCUGAACUUGCUCGGUCGCUGGGCCUGCCACAAUAACCAGUGUGCCUCCUAGUGGUGCUGGAACUCUAGCUGUAUUCAUUGUACUACACAAGUAGUUUGGGGGAUGGAGGAUGGGAGUCUCGCCCCCCCCCCCCAAAUUGUUAAAUGGCAUGAAUUGACACUAAUACUUGUGAGUCCUGAGUUACUUUAAAGUGAGAUGCUGCUGUACUUCUCCUACCCCCCAUCUCCAGUCCAGUUGGGAACACACGUUGCCAAACACUUUGCCAUUGUGCAUUGCACUUCAGCUGCUAAAUAUGUUGUGAGCCAGUGCUGAAUUGGCUGCUUUAUUAAAAAGCAUGAAUUGCUGUAUAAAUGUGGUGUGUUCUUAUGUCUGCUGAAUGUUGUAUUGAACAAAGUUUAUUGUCAUCUUUAAACUGCUGUAAAAUUCAUAUACUUAAGAUGAAGGUUGUCUGCACUGUUUUUAAUUAAUAAAAUGAACCUUGAAAUGA